Closterium sp. NIES-65 is the source of this 885-nucleotide messenger RNA. The record is from the annotation of a GenBank genome assembly. Lineage: Eukaryota; Viridiplantae; Streptophyta; Zygnematophyceae; Desmidiales; Closteriaceae.
AUGGGUGCACAGGGCGUCAGAGGGCUGCACCUCUUUGCUCUGGGUUACGCUGCUUCUGACACUAUCAUGACGCUCUUCAGAAUAGUCAAGAACUACGACAUGCCAGAGUUUCUGAAGCUGGAGUUUAUACGAGUGAGUCGCCUCUCUUUUGCCAGUGCAAGAAUAGUCAAGAACUAUGACAUGCCAGAGUUUCUGAAUCUGGAGUUUAUACGAGUGAGUCGCCUCUCUUUUGCCAGUGCAAGAAUAGUCAAGAACUACGACAUGCCCGAGUUUCUGAAGCUGGAGUUCAUCAGGGGACUCACCGCGAAGAUUCCUGACGCGCUCUUCAGCAAGCGAUGCGGCGCGUGCUUCAAGGUGAUCUGCAGCAACGACACGAAGCGCUGCCGCAGCGGCAAGGCCACCGUCACCGUCCGCGUCGUCGGCGCCACCAAGACGGAGGGGAAGCAGAUUUCGCUCUCCGCCGUCUCAUGGGCGAAAAUCGUGCAGGGUUCGGAAACUGCCCCUGUGAACAUCACGUACAAGCGCACCAACUGCGUUUCCACCGCCGGAUCGGCGGUGCGCGUGCGCAGCAACUCCACCGCGGAGCAUUUUAACAUUCAGAUGGUCGGCCUUGCCGGGCCCGGCACGCUUACCGAGGUAGAGCUUAGCGCGGACGGCAAAAAGUGGGUGAAGCUGACCCGCGACGGAAACAAGGCGAUUUGGGGGAUCAAGGGCAAGGAGGCGAAGGCGGUUGUGGGCGCGAAGAAGGCUAUGAGCGUUCGCCUCACUGCGGGACACACCAGGGAGAAGAUCACCCUCGCGAAUGUCAUUCCCACCGCCUGGAAGCCUCAAACGCUCUACUCGUCCAAGACCAACUUCAAGAAACUCAUGGCUGAGGCCAAGUAG